UUCUCAGUUGACUGAUUAGGGCAAUAAUUAACAAAUGAGGGGCAUACUGUAAGUCUAUGGCAAAGGCACUGCAACUGAUAUGACUUCAUCCAGGUGUAGUGGAUUAGAAUCCUGGACUGCACCUUUGCUGAGUUACCAACUUUCAACGCUUACUUGGCACAAAUUACACAAAGAAUGUGUUUAAUUCAGGAGGAGACCGAGGUGAAACGUACAUGGCAUGGAAUGCACUGAAGGCACUGGAAUGUCCUUUUUUUCUUUUUCUUUUUUUUUAACUUUACACCAGAGGGAAGAUAAACUUCAGCAGAUCAUGACUCACUGUUCAACAGCACAAGUAGGCAUGUCGGUACCAGGCUCUGGGCUCAACCCACUCACAACCAGCCAGCCUGCGGCUGUCUGUUGAGUUCAGCAUGGAUCAGAUGGAGGACUACUCUCUAAGACGAGGAGUUUUCUGGACAGUGCUUCUGAUUUUAUUCAACUCGACACCAUCAAACCAGGAGUGCACUGUGGGGAAGCCCAUCGUCGACCCUCCCAGUCUGGUGGUGAAGUAUGGAGACCCAGCCUCCGCGACCUGCAGCACCCCUUUCCACGUGGACGUCAUGGGCUGGAAUGCAUCUGUGGGUGCUGCAACGGAGAACACACAGCUGCUGGUCUGGACCGUGCCCAGCGUGACUGACUGGUCCCUGGGCCGCGGCAUAACAUGCGUCACCAGUUCAGAGGAACACGGACGAUGCCAGACCCAUCUCCCCAUCACCAUUUACAAAAUCCCUGCCCGUGUGACCCUUGAGUUGCUAUACCCCCCUGUGCCACUGAUUGGAGGGAGGGUCUACACCUUCUACUGUACGGUCCACAGCGUGGCUCCGCACGCUAACGUCACCGUGAGGUGGACCGAAGGAGACCGAGCGUGGACGAACACGGAAGUCGUUUCGAAGGAGGGUGACGAGCUCGCCACGGUGAAGUAUCGCCAACGUAUCAGAGCCUCCAGAGAGACCCACGGAGUCUCCUACAGCUGUGCUGCUCAUCUGGACUUGAACACGGCCGAGCCUGUUCCUGACACCAGAUCCAACACCAUCCAGCUGGAAGUAUUGUAUAAACCCAUAGUGGUUAACGCCAGUGAGGAUGUGUCCCUCAAACCAGACGGCAGACUGGACCUGAUCUGUGAGGGCGAAAGCAACCCAAGCCCUUCGUAUCUAUGGAAACACAACGGGGCAGUUUUGGCCCAUGCGAACAAAACAACUCUCUCGAUCGAGUCCGUCAGCGGGAGCCACGCUGGAGUUUAUGAGUGCGUCAUCUCUAACAGAGAAGGAGACGUUACUGUCAGCAUUAAAGUCGAUGUUGAAGUGCCAUCAGUGCCUCCUUCGCCCGUCGUCGGAGUCUCGGCAGCGAUAGCUGCACUGGUCUUGGUGGGCGCUGGGAUUGGCGGGUACUGGCUCCACCGCAGGAGGACUAAGACAGACUGCUACCAGUUGAGGUAGCGCAGAGCCAGAAGACCAAGACAGACUGCUACCAGUUGAGGUAGCCUACUGUAGCGCAGAGCCAGAAGACCAAGACAGACUGCUACCAGUUGAGGUAGCGCAGAGCCAGAAGACCAAGACAGACUGCUACCAGCUGAGGUAGUGCAGAGACAGAGACAAAGCUGUAGUCAACAGCACUGCAAGGGACAGGCGCUGUGGCUCAUCGUCAGGAGACAGAGAAAGACUACAGACCUGGCUUUGAAUACCAGAGAAAAGAACUGGGUUUUGUUUUUGUUUGUUUGUUUGUUUGUUUGUUCAUAUUUUGUCACCUUGAGCUUUUUGUUGUUGUUGUUGUUGUUGUUGUUGUUGUUGUUUUUUACCAAGACAGUACCAUUAUCUGAUGAAAUCUUGUGAUGGGUUGGUGCAAGGGUGAUGGGAUGGAAAGGAUGUUUAGCAGCAAGGAGGAGGAAGAGAAAGGGGCAUGAUGAAGAGCAAAGGAGAGAGUGAGCGAGAGAGAGAGAGAGAGAGAGAGAGAGAGAGAGAGAGAGAGAGAGAGAGAGAGAGACCCAAUCCCUCAUUUAUAGCCUGUAGACAAAUAAAGAACAAAAUGGCCAUUGGUAUGUUGCAUCAACUGUGGCACUGACACAUAUGGAUGGCAUGCCAAGUCUCACUUUUCCUGCAAGAACAUCCAAAUCUGUUAACAAAUAUUUCUGCUAUAUCCAAGCUGACCAUUACAAUUUAAACUACUUUUUUGCCCUUCAAAUCAAAUCAAAUGUUAUACAAUUAUGCAAGGUAUGUAGUGAAAUAUGAAGUGUAUAGCCACAGAACAGCCAUCAAGAAAAGCACAGCGAUUCAAUAUGCAAUAUAUGUCCACAUUCGGUUAAUAUGUAGGCUAUUCACUUACAAUUGGCAGAGCAGCCAGAUGUACAAAAAGGUCACAGUGCACAUAGUAGUCAACAUAUCACAACAUUAUCACAGUUGCUAUCCCUACUCCAUAUCCUGAAUAGAAUCAAAAUCCAACUUCCUCGCUAUAAGAGAGAAGGCAAAUGCAGCACGCUUUCUGUGUUUGUUUGUUAGAGUCAUUGUGCUUUCCUUGAUGGCUAUUCUAUUUAUUGAGAAUAAACAAAUAUUUGUU
Messenger RNA from Sardina pilchardus (European sardine), 2586 nucleotides. Its product is annotated as cell adhesion molecule 3-like. The transcript has 5 exons. Gene Ontology annotation, molecular function: integrin binding. The record is from RefSeq and is a predicted model, not a curated record. Gene Ontology annotation, biological process: cell adhesion. NCBI's taxonomy places the organism in Eukaryota, Metazoa, Chordata, Actinopteri, Clupeiformes, Clupeidae. Bases 408 to 1472 code for a protein of 354 amino acids.